AUGGGGGAGGCGACGGCGGCGACAGCGGAAACGCUGAAGCAGCUUCAAUCGAGCCUCGAUCUCCUGCACGGGCUUGUCGCGGGAGUGGACACGGCGCAGCAGCAGAUGCAGGCGCAGCUCGACCACCAAGCAGCCGUGAUCGAGAGCAGCGCCACCAAGCACGACGACACCACGCGCAUCCUGCAUGCGUUGAUGGCGCAACUGAAGAUCGGCGAACCAGGGGUCGCGGACAAGCCUCCACCAGCGGACGAGGAACCAGAUCCUGGUGAGGUGUUGAACUCCGGUACCUCUUAUCUCUUCCACACGAAGGCCAAGUGGACGGCGAACACUGCUGGAGCAUCCUCAAGCGCGGGCGCAACAGAGGCGGAGCGUGGUUCUGAGGGUUCUCUAGCUGGCGGGGGUGGAGGUGGUACUGGAGGCGCAGGAGGAGGUAGACCGGGCGGCGUAGGUGGCGGUGAGUUUGGGGGCGCAGGUGGCAGUCGACUGGGAGGUGCAGGAGGCGGUGAGUUUGUGAGCGUGGGUGUCGGUCGAAAUUAA
This is a messenger RNA of Lolium perenne, 537 nucleotides long. Lineage: Eukaryota; Viridiplantae; Streptophyta; Magnoliopsida; Poales; Poaceae. The record is from RefSeq and is a predicted model, not a curated record.